AUGUUUGAAUGUGCUCGCCAAUGGCUUCGGGAUGUGAUUCCUCCGGCCGUCUUGUAUUACGUUCGAUCGUUUCCUUCUUUUCUUCUUCCUUGCCGUAUUGACACUCCUCGUCCAUCUCAAAAUGCAUGCACUUUCUCCCGUCCUAUCCUUUGUAUUUGCGGACCAAAAUUGUGUUUGGAGGUCGCCUGUGAAGUUGGGUGGACGUCGGACGUGCCGUUUGUGAGAUGGUCGAGUGUGGUCGCUUGGUUCGUCGAUAUUGGCCGAGAGAGUGGUUGGCGUCGCCUAGGCUCGCAUGUUUUCCUUGGGUCUCCUCCUUUGGCCGGUCGUGGCUUUUGUUGUUCGCCUUGUUGGUUUGAUGUUCUGAACCGGUUCUCCUGUCAUAUUGUCUUUUGGAGCAUUCUGGAGCAUAUGGGACACAAGGAGCAUGGAGGGACUUGGCACAUGGAAGCAGCUCAACUGGAUACACAAAGGAAGAAGGGAGAAGCCAUCUUGAAGACCAGCUCGACCGUCCACUCGACCAACCGGUCGAGUUCCUCAACUCGACCGGCCAAGCUUCAACUCGAUCGAGCUGGGGAGUCAAAGUCAAACCCGAAAAAUGUUGCUUCCCCCUUGACUUCCCUUUGA
Messenger RNA from Microthlaspi erraticum, 624 nucleotides. Lineage: Eukaryota; Viridiplantae; Streptophyta; Magnoliopsida; Brassicales; Brassicaceae. The record is from the annotation of a GenBank genome assembly.